AUGAGGAAUAGAGGUCGCUGGUCGGGGAGCAGUUGUGAGGACGGUGGCCACCACGGUAGUGUAGGCGAGAUUCUUGUGAGGGUAGGAGGUGGCCGAGCAAUCUCCGACUCCGGAACAGGAAGCAAUGACAUCGGAGGAGAGUUUCACUCCAAAAGGAUUUGGAACACCUUCCUCGUCGCCCUCUGCGCCGCCUAUUGCGUCUCCUUCACGUUCACCAACAGCUACCGGGCAGCGUCGGGGCGGCUUUACUACGCCGUGGCGACGCUCAGGGGGAUAUGGGCGUUCAACGGGCGGCGCAAAGGCCCGCCGGAACCCGGCACGUACCGCCUCACCUGGUCGGACCUCUUCCACGCGUCGCUGUCGCUGUCGCUGGUGGCGUUCCUCACGAUAGCGCUGCUUCAUGACGACGUGAUGCGAUGCUACCACAUCGACUUGCCGAGGAAGGUGACGAACACGGGGCCGCUGGUGAUCGGGUUCCUCUUCAGCGUCCUGUUCGUGGUGUUUCCUUCGAGGAGGAGGGGAACCGGCUAUCGUUUCUUGCCGCAGGGCGAUGCCGUGUACUUGAGAAGCUAAGCUUGUUCGAAUCGUUUAGUUCUCUUAUUUUCCUGCUCGACAAGAAUCGAAAGCACUCGAGUCGAUCGGGUCAUCAGCCAAGCAAUAGUCUGCUUACUCUGCUAUCGUUCUUUAGACCGCCACAGGCACCCAAAGAACAAGCAAAAUGAUACCCAACAAAUCAAGCUCAGAAAACCCUUG
Musa acuminata subsp. malaccensis (wild Malaysian banana) is the source of this 753-nucleotide messenger RNA. Lineage: Eukaryota; Viridiplantae; Streptophyta; Magnoliopsida; Zingiberales; Musaceae. The record is from RefSeq and is a predicted model, not a curated record.